UUGCCUUUCUUGUUUUUGAGAAAUACAUACAUACUAUAAAACAGAAUCGAUUCUGCUUUCAACUUUCAAAUUUUUCUAUAUUUGACUCAUUUUUUUGCUUUCAGAUCAAACAUUAAAUCCAACCAAACCAUACCAAACUCAAACCUCAAUAAAAUCAAAUCACAAACAUAAACAAAACCUUGUAAACUCCGAUGAAGAACAAGAACAAAAACCUCAACAUAGUCACAAAGAACUACUCCAACACUUCCAUCAUCAUGAAUCCAAAAUCACUUCCAAUGGAUCCCAAAAUUUGGAGCAAAUUACCACCUGAAAUUCUUGAAUUCAUUCUCUCUUUUCUUCCUCUCAAAACUUUCAUGAGCUUAAGAUCAACUUGCAAAGGUUUUUGGCCAUUGAUUUUCUCUCCUUCAUUCAUCUCAAAACAUUCACCUUCAUCUUCACCUUUCUCUUCUUUUCUCUUACUUUCUCACCCUCAAUUCCAUCGUCACUUUCCCCUCUAUGAUUGUAACCUUGGAACAUGGCGUAAUGUUUCUCUUUCAUUCUCUGAUUCACUUCAUUCUUCAGUACCUUCUUACACUACUCUUGUUUCUUCUGGUGGUCUUUUUUGUUUAUCAGAUUCAAUUUCAUGUUCUUUACUUGUUUGUAAUCUUUUAGCUAAAUCCAAAAGAAAAAUUCAAUACCCAAAUUUCAAUCUUCACAUUGAACAUCUUACAUUUGUUACAACUCCUAAAGGGUAUAUCAUUUUUAUACUAUCUUCUGAAUCAAAUUCAAAUAGUGUUUUUCUUUAUGAAUCAAGCUUAAAAAUUCAAUCUUGGAAGAAAUUCAAUGGUUUUGGUCCAUUUUUAAGUGAUAAUCCUCAUCAACAAGGUGUUUACUUUAAAGGGUGUUUAUAUUUUGCUACACCAGAACCAUUUUCUGUUGUGUAUUUUGAUUUGGAGAAUGGAAAAUGGGAAAGAUCCAUUGGUGGUUUACCUAAUCAACUGACUUUUGUUAGAUUGGUUAGUGUGAAUGAUGAUGAUGGUGUUGAAGGUAAAAAAUUGUUUUUGAUUGGUGGGGUUGGGAACAAUGGAAUUUCAAGGAGUAUUAAAUUGUGGGAAAUGAGUGAUGAAGGGAAUUGGGUUGAGAUUCAAAGUUUACCUGAUCUUAUGUAGAUUUUGUAUUAUUUGGUUUCAAGAAGGACUUGGCAUUGGCUUCCUAGGUGUCCUUCUUUGCCUUUGAAAUGUAGCUGUGGUUUUAAGUGGUUUUCUUUUGUUCCUAAGUUGUAUGCUCAAGUUUGAAGACUAAUGAAUGAAAGAGUGAAUGUUCUUUUGAGUCUUUUGUUUUACAGCAAUGCUAUAUACUAUGAAAUAGAUACUCGCGGUGGAACUGCGACGAAAAACUGACCAAUCAAGAUAUGAUGUUUGGUGGAAUUGAUGGUGAUAUGGCGGAAUACACAGGAGUCAAUGAAUGACGAACCAAUCAAAACAUGCAGUUUUGCUUUCGUGACAGAUUCGUGUGCAUUAGUUGGCGAUGAAUAGCGUUUUUCUUUGCUUUAUGGUUGUUGUAUGUAUGUAAAAGGUUGGGAUUGUAUUAAGAGACGAUGAUCCAAAUUCAGUUAUGUAAAAUUGUUAUCUUAUCUUUCAAUUUAUGUUUUGUGACAUGUUUUGGAAUUCGAUAUUUUGUCCAAUGAGAGUGUUUGUGGAGAAUCGCGGUAAAAUGUAGUGGCAUUACUAUUGUAGAGAUAUAAAUAAAUUGAUAUCACGAUGUAGACUGUAGCUGUUUACUUUUGCAGCGGAACAAUCUUCGACGUGUGUCAGGAUCAAAGCUACAGUUUGUAG
Molecule: messenger RNA, 1814 nt
Organism: Trifolium pratense (red clover)
Lineage: Eukaryota; Viridiplantae; Streptophyta; Magnoliopsida; Fabales; Fabaceae
Product: F-box/kelch-repeat protein At5g43190
Exons: 2
Coding region: 192-1148 (318 amino acids)
Molecular function (GO): protein binding
Source: RefSeq, a predicted model, not a curated record